Messenger RNA from Orbicella faveolata, 1582 nucleotides. RefSeq lists its product as uncharacterized. The record is from RefSeq and is a predicted model, not a curated record. Lineage: Eukaryota; Metazoa; Cnidaria; Anthozoa; Scleractinia; Merulinidae.
ACCCUGACAAAGUCUCGUCUCGUCCCACAGUCUCGUCCUCAAGGUUUGAACGAUGGCGUCAAAGGCGGAAGUUAUUUGCCUUCUCUUCAGCUGUUUCUUUGUGAUCGGAAACGCUACAUCCUGUAUUUUGGACAGUGACUGCGACAAAUGGUCGGGAGAGACUUGUUGUUCAGAUAGUGUCUGCAGACAAACCUGUUACUACUGUUACUACAGUUCCCAAUGUGGCACAGGCGAAGUGUGUUGUGAUGGCGGCGACUGUAAGUCAGUGUGCACUACUGACAUUCCAGGCUAUACAACCGUUUGGACCGGAGGUGUUAUUGCCGCCGCUAUAAUCAGCACGGUCGUGUUUUUCGCCAUCAUUAUAUCCAUUGUGGCUUGCUGUUGUUGUGCGUGUUGCCCGUGCUAUCACCAUCGUUCGCCAGGGACAGUGAUUGUGUCGCAGCCGGCAAACCAGCCGUACGUGACGACAACGCAAAUGUCGACGCAGCAGAUGCAGCAAUACCCUCCGCCAGGGAAUUACAACCAGCCCCCACUAGGCUAUGCUCAGCCUCCUCCGCCGUAUCCAAGCUAUCCGCAGCAGCCAGCCCAGUAUCCUCCACCUCAAGCACAAGGCCAACCUCCUAUGCCUCCACCAGUCAGCGUUGGUGAGCCCGUCAAGUACUAGAAUGGACCUUAGGCUGCAGUGCAGGCGUUUUUGUCGGGUGAGCAGUGUUGAAUUUUGUUCGGGUAUCUGGCGGCCAUCUUCGAAUCGUAGAACGCAGGACCUCCCCUUGUUUUCCGGGAACGAAGAUGACACCCGCCUGAUCAUACAUUCGCUCACUCGCUAAAAUACCCCUGCAAAUGCAAGUAAAUCAUAGUUUAGAAUGGUCCGAGUAAUGUUACGAUGUGAACAAGCUAGUGAACUGAUCGAAUUUGUGUUUUGUGGCGACAACUUAGUUUUUCUAAGUUUUUUAAACUUUGUAAUGCGUUUAAUUAAAAAAGUAGAUUUUCAUACUGAGUACAGUUUUAGGAAAAUUCGCAAGCUUGAUAAGUUUAAUCUUCACGUUGACUGCAAUAAUAUAAAACUGAGAAGGAUUUUUGUUGUUUUGGAGGUUAUUUUUUGCCUGGAAACCUUUACAAAUAGUGCACUAAAUAAUGUACUUUCAGCAAACUUUAGAUCAUACAUCUGGACGAAUAACAAUUUGCAUGCAUGAGGGUCAAAUAGAAUGAACGUGUUCAGUGUCACUUAGAAAGCGAAAGCAAACUUAACUGACGUUACAAAGCUUUCUAAGCGGAACAGUUCUACAGAUGUACGCUAGAAACUACCUUUGUUGAGAUCGCAAUCAUUCUUCAGCUGAAUUUAUUUAGGAUUCAAGCUGGCUUUACUCAUAAUGCAUCUGAAUUUAUUCAGGCUGUACUACUUUCAGCUUUCAAGCUGACUUUAAUUUAUUCAGCCUUUUGUCAAUUGUACCUAAGAUGAUGCAAUCGUGUAUUUCAUUAGUAUAUAUAGGGUACUCUUAUCCUCAUAAUACGAUUUUAUCUCGAUGUUUUUCGAUUUACGACGAAAUUGAAGAAAGGAGAAUAAACACGUGAAGUUCAAGUU